AUGGGGAACACGCACAGCAGGGGCAGCAUGUCAGACAGUAUCAAGGAUGUUUCAAUGGUAGACGUGAGCUCCGCAGAUGAACAGGACAAAAAAGUGUCUCAAAGAGCCAUUGUUCAGAGCUUUUCGAAAUUGGAUAUCGGAGACCACAGUGGCUCGCAGGCGCCAUUGUUGCGUCGGAGAUCGACGUUGAUUUUCGACGACGAAGACGAAACUCCCAGACACGAGGAAAACGUCGGGCACCAAUCUGACUUGGACGGGCCAGAAGAGCCGUUUUCAGAAUCUUCGUCCUCCGCUUCGGUGUAUGACCGUCAAAAACAGCAACAACAACAGCCCCAGCAGGAACAACAACUUGAUAACAACAUGCUCGUACAAGAACAGCAGCAGCAGCAACAAGUACAAAGACAACGACAAGACUACCAAAAUCAACAGCAACAACAACAGCAACAGCAACAACAACAGCAACAACAACAGCAACAACAACAGCAACAACAACAGCAGGAAUCCGGCUCAAGAAGCGAAGGGGAGUCGUCUUCAGUAGAGACCUCCAAAAUUAUGGUACCCGUAGAAAUAACCUGGCAGCAAGGGGGCUCCAAAGUCUACGUAACGGGAUCCUUCACCGGUUGGCGAAAAAUGAUAGGGCUGGGACCAGUAUCGGAGCAACCGGGUCUCUUCCACAUUAAACUACAGCUUCCCCCAGGAACCCACAGAUUCCGCUUCAUUGUUGACAAUGAGCUGCGAUUCAGCGACUACAUGCCCACAGCGACCGACCAAAUGGGCAAUUUCGUGAACUAUCUCGAGAUUGUGACACCUUACGAGUCCCACGACGAACUGCAGCCCCAGCAACAGCAUCACGAGGAUCGACGCGAUGGUGGUGAAACUCGACAUUCGCCCGUGCAGCUAACACAACAACAGCAACAACAACAACAACAACAACAACAACAACAACAACAACAACAACAACAACAACAACAACAACAACAACAACAACAACAACAACAACAACAACAACAACAACAACGACAAGUCACACCACAACUGCAGCCCUUGGAGACACUGGACCAAAAACAAGCCCGCGAGCAAGUGGCUCCGGAGCCCCUCAGUGCUCGCUCAAAGCUGGCACUGCAGAUCGAGGGAGAACCAGACGACAUGGGCGAUGGGUACAGCAGGUUUCACGGCGCUAACGAGGCAAUGCCCCUUUACAACUACAUCACGGAUAUUCCUGCCGUUUUCACGGACUCGUCCGUGAUGGAACAAUACUAUCUCACGCUCGACCAACAACAGAGCAAUCAACAGAGCAUGGCAUGGUUGACACCGCCACAGCUUCCUCCUCACCUCGAAAAUGUGAUUCUCAACAACUACUCCAGCUCUUCGGAACAAGGCGAUACCGGCAGCGAAAACAACUCGGGCGCUUUGCCCAUUCCCAACCAUGUGGUUUUAAACCAUCUGGCUACUAGCAGCAUUAAACAUAACACCCUGUGUGUCGCCAGUAUUGUUAGAUACAAACGCAAAUACGCGACUCAGAUGCUGUACUCCCCCUUACAGUAG
Molecule: messenger RNA, 1545 nt
Organism: Lachancea meyersii CBS 8951
Lineage: Eukaryota; Fungi; Ascomycota; Saccharomycetes; Saccharomycetales; Saccharomycetaceae
Source: the annotation of a GenBank genome assembly